Molecule: messenger RNA, 3903 nt
Organism: Lepus europaeus (European hare)
Lineage: Eukaryota; Metazoa; Chordata; Mammalia; Lagomorpha; Leporidae
Gene: ITGAD
Product: integrin subunit alpha D
Exons: 30
Coding region: 54-3539 (1161 amino acids)
Biological process (GO): integrin-mediated signaling pathway; cell-cell adhesion; cell-matrix adhesion
Cellular component (GO): integrin complex; external side of plasma membrane
Molecular function (GO): integrin binding
Source: RefSeq, a predicted model, not a curated record
CCUCCAGGCCACUGUUCCCUCUCCACUUCCCCUCACCGCUGCACUGCUCAGAGAUGGCCCUUGGGGCUGUGGUCCUCCUUGGGGUCCUGGCUUCUUACCACGGAUUCAACUUGGACGUGGGCCAGCCGGUGAUCUUCCAGGAAGACGCAGCCGGCUUCGGGCAGAGCGUGAUGCAGUUUGGCGGAUCUCGACUCAUGGUGGGAGCCCCCCUGGCGGUGGCGUCGGCCAACCACACAGGACGGCUGUAUGAGUGUAUGCCCGCCUCCGGCACCUGCACUCCCAUUUACCCAUUCACGCCCCCCGAAGCCGUGAACAUGUCCCUGGGCCUGUCCCUGGCGGCCUCCCCCAACCAUUCCCAGCUGCUGGCCUGUGGCCCAACCGUGCAUAGAGCCUGCGGGGAGAACGUGUACGCCCAAGGUUUCUGUGUGCUGCUGGAUGCCCACGCACAGCCCAUCGGGACCGUGCCAGCUGCCCUGCCUGAGUGUCCAGAUCAAGAGAUGGACAUUGUCUUCCUGAUUGACGGCUCUGGCAGCAUUAGCUCAAAUGACUUCAGCAAGAUGAAGGACUUUGUCAGAGCUGUGAUGGACCAGUUCAAGGACACCAACACCCAGUUCUCGCUGAUGCAAUACUCCAAUUUGCUGGUGACACACUUCACCUUCAGCAGCUUCCGGAACAGCUCCAAUCCUCAGGGCCUAGUGGAGCCCAUCGUGCAGCUGACAGGCCUCACGUUCACGGCCACGGGGAUCCUGAAAGUGGUCACAGAGCUGUUUCAAACCAAGAACGGGGCCCGCGAAAGUGCCAAGAAGAUCCUCAUCGUCAUCACGGAUGGGCAGAAGUACAAAGACCCCCUGCACUACAGCACUGUCAUCCCGCAGGCCGAGCAGGCGGGCAUCAUCCGCUACGCCAUCGGGGUGGGGGACGCGUUCCAGAAACCCACAGCCAGGCAGGAGCUGGACACCAUCGCCUCCGAGCCGCCGGACGCCCACGUGUUCCAGGUGGACAAUUUCUCAGCGCUCAGCAGCAUCCAAAAGCAGCUAUACGAUAGGAUCUUUGCCGUCGAGGGAACCCUGUCGUCGGCAAGCACCUCCUUCCAGCAUGAGAUGUCCCAAGAGGGCUUCAGCUCACUUCUCACCACGGAAGGACCGGUGCUGGGGGCUGUGGGCAGCUUUGAUUGGUCCGGGGGUGCUUUUCUGUACCCCCCGGGCGGGAGCCCCACCUUCAUCAACAUGUCUCAGCAGAACGUGGACAUGAGGGACUCCUACCUGGGCUACUCCAGCCAGCUGGUGCUUUGGAAGGGGGUGCAGAGCCUGGUCCUGGGGGCGCCUCGCUAUGAGCACACGGGGAAGGUCGUCCUCUUCACCCAGACGUCCACGCACUGGGAGCCGAGAGCCGAAGUCACAGGGACCCAGAUCGGCUCCUACUUCGGGAGCUCCCUCUGCUCCGUGGACGUGGACGGAGACGGCAGCACCGACCUGGUCCUCAUCGGGGCCCCCCACUACUACGAGCAGACGCGAGGGGGCCGGGUGUCCGUGUGCCCCUUGCCCCGGGGGCAGUGGGCUCCGUGGCGAUGUGAGCGUGUUCUCCGCGGGGAGCAGGGCCACCCCUGGGGCCGCUUUGGGGCGGCUCUGACCGUGCUAGGGGACGUGAACGGGGACCAGCUGGCAGAUGUGGCCAUCGGGGCCCCAGGGGAGCAGGAGAACCGGGGCGCUGUCUACCUGUUUCAUGGAGCCCCGGGGCUGGACAUGAGCCCCACCCACAGCCAGCGCAUCGCAGGCACCCAGCUCUCCCCCAGGCUCCAGUACUUCGGGCAGACGCUCAGCGGGGGUCAGGACCUCACCCAGGAUGGCCUGGUGGACCUGGCUGUAGGGGCCCAAGGACAGGUGCUGCUGCUCAGGAGUCGGCCAGUGCUGAAGGUGGGCGUGGCCAUGAGAUUCAGCCCGGAGGAGGUGGCCAAGGCUGUGUUCCAGCACUGCAGAGAGGCACCCGGUGCCCUGGAAGCCGGGGAGGCCACUGUCUGCCUCACUGUCCACAAAACCUCUGCCGACCAGUUAGGUGAUGUCCAGAGCUCCGUCAGCUAUGAUCUGGCACUGGACCCAGGCCGCCUGGUCUCUCGGGCCAUUUUUCAAGAGACCCAGAACCGGACUUUAACUCGAAGGAAGACCCUGGGGCUGGGGCAUCACUGUGAAACCAUGAGGCUGCUUUUGCCAGACUGCGUGGAGGACGUGGUGAACCCCAUCAUCCUGCGCCUCAACUUCUCCCUGGAGGGACAGCCGAUCCCCUCGUCCCAGAAUCUGCGCCCUGUGCUGGCCGCGGGCUCGCAGGACCACUUCACUGCCUCCCUCCCCUUUGAGAAGAACUGCGGACAAGAUCGCCUGUGUGAGGGGGACCUGAGCGUCAGCUUCAGCUUCUCGGGCUUGAAUACCCUGCUGGUGGGGCUCUCCCUGGAGCUCACAGUGACAGUGACCGUGCGCAAUGAGGGCGAGGACUCCUAUGGGACCACCAUCACCCUCUACUACCCAGCAGGGCUAUCCUACAGGCGGGUGUCGGGCCAGACACAACCCCAGCAGCGGCCCCUGCGCCUAGCAUGUGAGGCCGUGCCUACCGAGAGCGAGGGCCUGAGGAGUACCAGCUGCAGCGUCGACCACCCCAUCUUCCAAGGGGGUGCUCAGGGCACUUUCGUAGUCACGUUCGAUGUCUCCUCCAAGGCCACCCUGGGUGACAGGUUGCUCAUGAGGGCCAAUGCCAGCAGUGAGAAUAAUAAGCCUGCGAGCAACAAGACCUCCUUUGAGCUGGAGCUGCCAGUGAAAUACGCUGUCUACAUGAUGAUCACAAGGCACGAAGGCUCCACCAGGUUCUUCAACUUUUCCACUUCCACUGAGAAGAGCAGCAAAGAGGCCGAGCACCGUUAUCGGGUGAACAACCUGAGUGUGCGGGAUCUGGCCAUCAGCAUAGACUUCUGGGCCCCCGUGCACCUGAACGGAGCGGCUGUGUGGGACGUGGUGGUGGAGGCCCCUGCCCAGAGCCUGCCCUGUGUGCGGGAGAAGGAACCUCCGAGGACCUCUGACCUGAGCCGGGUCUCAGGGAGUCCCGUGCUGGACUGCAGCGUUGCGCACUGCCUGAGGUUCCGCUGCCACAUCCCCUCCUUCGGCAUCCAGGAGGAGCUCCACUUCACCCUGAAGGGCAACCUCAGCUUCGCCUGGGUCAGCCAGAUGCCGCAAAAGAAGGUGUCGGUGGUGAGCGAGGCCGAGAUCACCUUCAACAGGACCGUGUACUCCCAGCUUCCUGGCCAGAAUCGCUUUAUGAGAGCCCAGGUGGAGACGGUGCUGGAGGAGUAUGAGGAGCAUGACCCUGUCCCCCUGGUGGCGGGCAGCUGCGUGGGCGGCCUGCUGCUGCUGGCUCUCAUCUCAGCCCCGCUGUACAAGCUUGGCUUCUUCAAGCGCCGGUACAAGGAGAUGCUGGGUGAGAAGCCGGGAGACGCGGCCACCUUCCCCGGCGAGGACACCAGCAGCGGGGCUUCAGAUUUGCCUUUGUCCCAGUGAUCCCCUCUCCUGCCCAUCUCCUCCCGGGGCUGGUCCUGCCUCCCGCUGUAAAGCUGUCUCCAUGGGAGCAACCUCUGUAUGGGUCGACUGGUCUGAGCAUCCCUGGGUGCUGAGCCCGUCCCAACAGUGGAAAGGUUCUUCUAUGUCUGCACCUCUGCCAGGCUGCUCCAGUGACAGACUGCUGACGCAGGAGUAAGGAUGUGCACGUGUGGAAGAAUGGCCACGUGGAAUCAGGAUGUCGGUGAUGCAUUUGCCUUGAAUGUAAAACGCCCUAAUGCAGGCACUGGGGUGCUACCGUAGGUAGAGUUGAGGGAACCCACUUAUGUGUGCAGAAAAAGUUCUCUCACUUUUCUCUUGUGCCUGG